ACGUCUUCAAAGAAGCAGCACAGUGUCAGUUGGACCCAGUCCAUACGCAGAAAGGAUGAAGCUUUUGGUGUUUUUGGCAUUUUGCUUAGCCCUAGUGGCAGGCUCAGUUGACUCGUUAUGGGGCAGGUUGCAGGGAUUGGAUAGAGUUGGAACCGGAUGGACAGGACAAAAAUUGAUGGGCGACACUGGCAUGGAUGAUGAUCUCUACCUCGCCAAAUAUGGAAAACUAUCUGAUGUCGGAAUGCACGAUAAUAUGGGUCCCUAUGGAAUGGGUAUGCACUCCAAUAUGAUGGAUGUUUCAAAUAUGGGCCUGAAUACUCUCGAUAAAGUUCAGACAGUGGACAAUGUAGACAAGAAGCUGCUCAAAUAUGACGAUGACGUGAAACUGAAGAUCCUAGGCGACAAACACUUACUCCUGAAGCAGAAAUUCAUUCUGGAUGUCCUGCUAGAUCUUCAAAAGCCUAUGAUGCUGGACCACAUGAUUGACAAUGUUCACCUUGUUGAUGGAGAGAUUUAUUACAAGAACUUCGACAAAGUCAUCGAUUUCUUCCGGAUGUUGAAAAACAAGGAAGUCAUUCUACCGCGAGGAGUACCAUUCACAGUCACAAACAAACUGCACCGCAAACAGAUGAAACUCCUCUUCCAUCUCUUCUUCUACUCCAAGGACUUUCUCGUCUUCCAAAAGAACGUCCUCUGGGCUCGUAAAUUCAUAAACGAAGAAAUGUUCGUCCAUGCCUUAGUCGCUGCCGUCCUACACCGUGACGAUAUGAUCGGAGUGAAAUUGCCUGCUCUCUACGAAAUCCUUCCGUAUAAAUUCCACACUAGCAUGACCAUCGACAAAGCGCUGAAAUUGAAGGAUGUUGUAAUGGAUAAGAAGGAUCUGAUUAUCUUCAAUAAGUACACCAAAGACUAUAUGAUGAUGAACGAUGAGGGCAAAUUGGCUUAUUUGAUGGAAGAUAUCGGCUGGAAUUUGUACAACUUCUUCUUCCAUAUGGAGUUUGGAGCAUGGAUCGGAGGAAAGGACUUCAACCUUUUCAAGGAACGCCGCGGGGAAAAAUAUUUAUACUUCCUUCAUCAAAUCUUGGCUCGUUACAAUUUGGAGCGUUUAUCCAAUGGUUUGGGUAACAUUAAGGACAUUUCUUUGUGGGAUUACAUUAAGACCGGCUAUAAUCCAAUGAUGAUCCAAAAGAAUGGAUUGCCAGUGACAAUGAGGAAGAACUACUACGAUGUCCGUGAGACAGGCGACUACUUCCUGAUGAAACGUGUUAAUGACUUUGAGCGCAGGAUCCGUGAUGCUAUCGAUAAAGGCGUUUGCACUACCAUUGAUGGUGGGUUGGUUGAUCUAAAGCGCUCAGAUGCGAUCGACAUCCUUGGAAACAUGAUUCAAUGGAAUAUCGACUCGGUCAACUCUAGGUUCUAUGGCUCGCUGCUUGUUGAUAUCUUCAAACUAUUAGGAGGAGGAUACGUUAAAAACGUGGAUGAUUUCAAAUUAACUCCUAGCGUUAUGGACCACUACGAAACUGCCCUUCGUGAUCCAGUAACAUACCAAAUUUACAAGAAGGUCAUGAAGAUGGUUCAUAUGUUCAAGGGCUAUCUACCAGCGUACACGAAAACCGACUUACUUUUGGAUGGAGUCCGCGUAGACAACAUUCGUACAUCAAAAUUCAUGACCUACUUCGAUCUAUUUGAUGUUGACAUUCGCACCAUGAUCAACUUGGAUGACCUCAAAAUGAAGCACAUGGACAUCAGCGAUGACCGCAUUGGUAAAAUGGAUAAAUUCGUCAUCGCCAGACACAUGCGUCUCAAUCAUAAGCCAUUCACUGUGAAUAUCGACCUCACUGUAGACCAACCUCAAAAGGUAGUCAUUAGGAUGUUUUUGGGACCGAAAUUCGACGCUGAUGGCAAAAUCUGGAAGCUGAAAUAUAACCGCGACAAUUUUGUUGAACUGGACAAAUUUACAUAUGAUCUGACCAAUGUAGGAAAGGUUGUCAUUAAGCGAGAUUCACGAGACUUUGUCUACACCGUCAAGGAUCGCACCUCCAUCAUGGAUAUUUACAAGAUGGUUCUGUUGAAUAACGAUGUGAGCAAGCUUAUUGACAUGCACAUUGACGAAGCCAACUGCGGAUUCCCAGAUCGUCUAAUUCUUCCAAAGGGCUGGGUUGGCGGUAUGCCAAUGCAACUCUUCGUUAUUGUGACCAAGGCAAAGGAUAUUGUCAAACGCGACUUAGAUCAUACACUCAUCUGCGGUAAACGAACCCUCAUCAACGAGGUUGACGAUUACGCUCUAGGAUUCCCAUUCGAUCGUCGCAUUGAUGAGACCGAGUUCUACACCAAGAACAUGCUCUUCAAGGAUGUGUUGAUCUUUCACGAUGACGAUGUCAAUAUGAUGCUCAAUAUGAUGGAUGUUCGCGGAAAAAUGAAAGAUGUUGGUGUCAUGAGCAAGACUAUGGGCGUUUGGGACAACCACGAUACACUGAUGGAUACUUCCAACAAGAUGAAUUUGAUGGAUAUGAUGCGAAUGAAAAUGACAAUGGUUUAGAUUAUUAAUUUGAUAUAGUUUGUAACUUUUUCCUUCUUUUAUAGUGAAUAAAUUUAUAUGAGCAUUCCAA
This is a messenger RNA of Hermetia illucens (black soldier fly), 2609 nucleotides long. Its product is annotated as hexamerin-1.1-like. The transcript is spliced from 4 exons. The record is from RefSeq and is a predicted model, not a curated record. Bases 56 to 2539 code for a protein of 827 amino acids. Lineage: Eukaryota; Metazoa; Arthropoda; Insecta; Diptera; Stratiomyidae.